GGCUCCAGGCUCUGCCGCGCGCCGCCCGCUCGCGGGGCACCCAUGGGCUCGCUGGUGGCCAAGCUCCUUCUGCCCACCCUCAGCAGCCUGGUCUUCCUGCCCACCGCCAGCAUCGCGGCCAAGCGGCGCUUCCACAUGGAAGCCAUGGUCUACUUCUUCACCAUGUUCUUCGUGGCGAUUCACCACGCGUGCGACGGCCCCGGUUUGUCAGUGCUGUGCUUCAUGCGCUACGACAUCCUGGAGUAUUUCAGCAUCUACGGGACGGCCCUGUCCAUCUGGGUGUCGCUGAUGGCACUGGCAGAGUUCGAUGAGCCCAAGAGAUCCACCUUCGUCAUGUUUGGCGUGCUCACCAUAGCGGUGAGGAUCUACCACGACCGCUGGGGCUACGGCGUCUACUCGGGACCCAUCGGGACAGCCGUCCUCGUGAUAACCGUGAAAUGGCUCCAAAAGAUGAAAGAGAAGAAAGGUCUAUAUCCAGACAAGAGUGUCUACACACAGCAGAUUGGUCCUGGCUUCUGUUUUGGGGCAUUAGCACUGAUGCUGAGGUUCUUUUUCGAGGAGUGGGACUACACCUACGUGCACAGCUUCUACCACUGCGCCUUGGCCAUGUCCUUCGUCCUGCUGCUGCCCAAGGAGAACAAGAAGGCCGGGAGCGCUGGGACUCCUGCACGGCUCGACUGCUCCACGCUCUGCUGCUGCGUCUGAGGUCCCCCAGGCAGCCAGGGGCAUCUGCACUGAUCCCAGCCUGCUCAAGGCUUUCUUACGUGGAAAGACCUCGUCUUUCCACCACCAGCCCAAGCAGAGGCUGUGCUUCAAAUUUGCUGCUUCUCCUUGGAGAAGCACGGGUUUGUCACGGAGAGCUCGUGGCUGGAGAGCGAUGCUCUCCCUGGCUGGGGAGAACGUGCAGGAGACCUUCACGUCUCUCCACGCACUCUUGGGGCUACAUGGCCUCUCGGGUGGCCCCAUUUUUGCUGGCCUGCAAGGCCUCGCGUUCUCCCUCGCAUGCGUGUUUGCAAGCCGGAGCACGCAGGGCCGUGUUUGUGAUGCCGAAUUAACAGAAUCUGUAUUUUUGUGAGGAUAUUUACUAUUUUAUUUAUGUAUGCCCCUGA
Messenger RNA from Dromaius novaehollandiae (emu), 1109 nucleotides. It is a transcript of the gene MYMK, whose product is annotated as myomaker, myoblast fusion factor. The record is from RefSeq and is a predicted model, not a curated record. The coding region runs from base 43 to 705 and encodes 220 amino acids. Gene Ontology annotation, cellular component: membrane. NCBI's taxonomy places the organism in Eukaryota, Metazoa, Chordata, Aves, Casuariiformes, Dromaiidae. The transcript has 5 exons.